AUGCGCAAGAAGCAUUGCAUUGUGGGCGUCUACACCGUGCUCUGCAACUUGGAUGUGUCAGGCUUGGGCGCAGGGGGCAUCUCCGGCUUCCUUUACUACCAUGCCACAGAGAACUUGAUUGCAUACAACCACGAUGCAACAGGCGACGGCCGACGUGCCCGCUUUGAGACCUACUGCGCGGCUGUCCAGUCUUGGAAGACCACUGCAAACGAAUUAGACAACUUCUUGUUUUCUGCCCGCUUGGGGGCAGCAGGCCCCGAAGUUCCAUGCACAAUCUCGUCUGUGCCCAACGUCUAUGACCAGAAUGUGUCAGAAAGAUCUGGGGGCAUGUGCAGCGACUACGAGGUGAAAACGGUUCGUUGCAAUGUGUCGGAGCUGAUACCUUCGCCGGUGUUGGAGUCCUUGUAUACGAUAGAGCUCGUCGGCAAAGAGCCUGGUAGGGCAUUCAGCCGAACCAUCGGGCAGGCUGUGGUGCAGAUCCUCACUGAGCGUGUUUGGGACAUGGUUGAUUCUGAUUUUGUCAGCAGCAAGUGCGGCAUGGGAGCAGAUUUCGAUUGCCCGCGUCGCAAUCGACAGCGAAACUGCGAUGACCUGCAAGGACGGCCAAUGGAUGACGAGGUUAUGCAAUGCAAAGCGCAGCAUCGUCUUGCCAUCGCAACCCAUGAGAUGGCGCCAUGCUGGGUGAUGCAGCCAAGCCUGGAGGCCGAGAAGACCUUUGACUUUGCCAACAUGCAAUGGCCGCAACCUCACGAGUCUGUGAAUCCCAUGACUUCGGACUACCCCUUUCGGUGCACAGUGGGCGUGGACGACUCUGGUCAGAAAUUCAUCCAGCACAUGACUGGCGCUUCUUUGGAUGCGUGGCCGACGUCAGAAUCUGCAAUGCUGGAAAUUCUGGGUGAAACGGAGCUCACAUUUCGGCACAGCCAGGACCCUUUCGUUGUCGCCUCACAGCUGACAUACUCAACUUUUGAUCUUGGCCAAGCUCCACACGAAAGGUCGCUGGUGAUCAUCGUGAUCGUUUUCUGCCUGGCUGCUUGUGGCACUUGCUUCUGGUGCUGCUUUGCGCUCAAAGCGGCCGCCUCCGCUGUCCAAUCAGACGAGAAGGUGACUUGGGAGAUGGACAAAUGA
Molecule: messenger RNA, 1128 nt
Organism: Symbiodinium natans
Lineage: Eukaryota; Dinophyceae; Suessiales; Symbiodiniaceae
Source: the annotation of a GenBank genome assembly